AUGGAGACGUCGACCGUCACCUACUCCUCCUCCUCGCCGCCCCCUUCCUCCUCGCCGCCGCAGCAGGCCGAGCAGGCCGCCGACCUCGACGCCGUCAGCCUCGGCCGCCUCAGCGCCAACCUCGAGCGCCUGCUCGACCCGGCCUUCCUCAGCUGCGCGGACGCCAACGUCGUCCUAGCGGCCGGGGGAGACGACGCCGCCGCCGUCGUCGGCGUCCACCGCUGCAUCCUCGCCGCCAGGAGCAGCUUCUUCCUCGACCACUUCUCCAAUAAGCUCGCCGACCCCGCCGCCGCCGGCGAGAAGGAGAAGGAGAAGGAGAGGCCGCGGCUGGAGCUCGCGGACCUGGUCCCGGGCGGGCGCCACAUCGGCCGCGACGCCCUCGUCGCCGUUCUCGGGUACCUGUACACGGGCCGCCUGAAGCCGCCGCCGCGGGACUCCGCGGUGUGCGUCGACGAGCGCUGCCCGCACGAGGCCUGCCGCCCGGCGAUAGACUUCGUGGUCGAGUCCACCUACGCCGCCUCCGGCUUCCAGAUCUCCGAGCUCGUCUCGCUCUUCCAGGUAGGAGUAAUAAGCAACAGAAUUUUGCAGCGUCGGCUGUCAGACUUUGUGAACAUAGCUCUGGUGGAGGACAUAGUGCCCAUCGUUCACGUUGCGUCCACCUGCCAGCUCCAUGAGCUGCUCAGCCAGUGCAUCCAGCGGGUGGCAGGAUCCAGCGUCGACAGCCGGUACCUCGAGAAGGAGCUCCCAGACGAUGCAUUUGCCAAGGUGAAGGAGUUCCGGCGAUACUCGCUGCACGACGAUUCAGACGAGUUCAUUCUGGACCCCGAGCAUGCCAAGAAGGUCAGGAACAUCCACAAGGCCCUGGACUGCGACGAUGUGGACCUAGUUGGCUUGCUACUACAAGAGUCUGCGAUCACCUUGGAUGAUGCAUUGGCAAUACACUAUGCCGCUGCAUAUUGUGAGCCUAAAGUGUUGGCUUUGCUCUUGAAGCUGGACCCUGCUGGUGACUGUGUUAAUGUGAAUCUGAAGAAUGAUAGUGGGUACACACCGCUGCAUUUGGCGUGCAUGAGGCGAGAGCCGCAGAUCCUUCUCUCUCUUAUCGAGAAGGGCGCGUCCGUGGUGGAGAGGACGCAGGAUGGGCGCGACGCGCUUACCAUCUGCAAGAGACUGACAACAGAGAAAGACUGCAACAAGAAGCUGGAGAAAUGUAAGGAGAGAAGCAAGGCUUACUUGUGCAUUGACAUCCUUGAGCAGGAGAUCAAGAGGAAAUCCUUCAUCUUCGAGGAGCUCCUUUCGGCGGAAGUUUCGGUUGCCACACCUUUGCUGGUAGACAAUUUCCACAUGAGGCUCAUAAACUUGGAAAACAGAGUUGCCUUUGCAAGAAUAUUCUUCCCUUCCGAAGCCAAGCUUGUGAUGCGCAUUGCACAAGCCGACUCAACCGAAGAGUUUGCCGGUCUCACGUCAGCUAAUUUCAGUAAACUGAAGGAGGUUGACCUAAAUGAGACCCCUACAAUGCAGAACAAGAGACUGCGUGAACGCCUUGAUGCAUUGACAAAGACAGUUGAGCUAGGGCGAAAGUACUUCCCGCAUUGUUCGGAUGUUCUCGACAAGUUCCUCAUGGAAGAAUCCACAGAUCUGCACUUCCUGGAAAGCGGCAGUGCCGAGGACCAGUACACCAGGAGGACGCGCUUCUCUGAGCUCAAAGAGGAUGUGAGGAAGGCCUUCAGCAAAGACAAGGCUGUUGCAGCCAUAGCCUCAUCGACGUCCUCGUCUUCACCGAGAGGUGAUGGAAAGGUUAGUAGACAUGGUCACAAGAAGGCGAGGCUGUCGCGGUGA
This is a messenger RNA of Triticum turgidum subsp. durum (durum wheat), 1836 nucleotides long. NCBI's taxonomy places the organism in Eukaryota, Viridiplantae, Streptophyta, Magnoliopsida, Poales, Poaceae. The record is from the annotation of a GenBank genome assembly.